AGCCUCCUCCCAAGAUGGGUUCGUCUCCAGUUCUGAGGAAACCUUGCACGGUCCGUGCUGCCUUCGUCAUCCUGACGCUGGUCCUGCUCGCCUCUGUCGUGCUGCAGGCCAUUCUCUAUCCCUGGUUUAUGGGCACACUAUCAGACGUAAAGACCAAUGCCCAGUUGCUGAACGGUCGUGUGGACAACAUCAGCACCCUGAGUUCUGAAGUUAAGAGGAAUAGAGGCGGCGUGAAGGCAGCUGGCAUUCAGGUCCAGAUGGUGAAUGCUAGCCUGGAUCAUGUGCAUUCUCAGAUCCGGAGGCUGGAAACCGGUAUGAAGGCAGUCAAUGCACAGAUCCAGAUGUUAACAAGAAGUUGGGAGGAAGUCUACAGUUUAAAUGCCCAGCUCCCAGAAUUAAAAAGAGAUUUGGAUAAAGCCAGCGCAUUAAAUGUAAAGGUUCGAGGACUCCAGAGCAGUUUGGAGAAUAUCAGCAAGUUACUCAAACAGCAAAAUGACACUCUACAGAUGGUUUCUCAAGGCUGGAAGUACUUCAAGGAGAACUUCUAUUACUUUUCUCAUGUCCAAAAGACCUGGUACAGCGCCCAGCAGUUCUGUGUGUCCAGGAAUUCACAACUGACUUCGGUGACCUCAGAUAGUGAGCAGGAGUUUCUGUACAAGACAGCAGGCGGACUUUUCUACUGGAUCGGCCUGACCAAAGCAGGGACUGAUGGGGACUGGUACUGGGUGGAUGAGACUCCAUUCAACAAGGUCCAGAGUAUGAAGUUCUGGAUUCCAGGUGAGCCCAACAAUUUGGGGAACAAUGAACACUGUGCCAAUUUAAAGAUGUCCUCACUUCAGUCAUGGAAUGAUGCCCCCUGUGACCAUCCGUUCCUUUUCAUCUGUAAACGUCGCUAUAUUCCAUCAGAACCAUGACAGGACUGAGCCCCAAGCUGGCACUUUGAGCCUCAGUGCUUGUCCAAACUCAAGGAAGUGCCACUCGUCCUCCACACUCCAAGGUGACUUUGCACCUUAACUUUCCUUGCUUCAAAAGUGUCCCCUAUGCACCUGGAGUCCGUCUGCCUUGGCUGGAAGUUCUUCGACCCCAUAGAGGGAGCUGGAAUGGAAAGAUCUGGGGUUAAAAUGGGAGAGGAAGGUGAAGAAGAUUUAGAAAUUCAAACUGCCUCAGUAGAUGGAUCAGGACCCAUAAUUUGGGGCACCCCCUGUGGUUUUGCUUCUUCUUGGCUGAGCUAGGUAAUGUGUGUGUGUGUGUGUGUGUGUGUGUGUGUGUGUGUGUGUGUGUAUGACUAGUUAUUUUUUGAAAAAAGUAUUGUGCCUGCAAUAUGGUGACAGGACUUGAGGGAGGUCAGAGUAGAGGCAGGGAGAGCUGUUGGAAGAUAAUUGAGUCCCUUCAGAGAAGCCUCAGUUUCAUCACAUGAAAGCUGCUUCAGACACCCAAGCAAUUCUUCUACUACUGAUAGCCAGCAGCUUUCCAGUGGAUCCCCCAAAUUCCCAGUUGCUUGCUCAGAGGGCCGUGUUCUUUGGAAGACUCUGCUCUUGGGGAUCCUGUCCGUGCCUCCCUCUUCAUCGACAUCCUCUUCAUCCUCAAUAA
This is a messenger RNA of Myotis lucifugus (little brown bat), 1590 nucleotides long. It is a transcript of the gene CD207, whose product is annotated as CD207 molecule. The transcript is spliced from 5 exons. The annotation marks the transcript as partial. Lineage: Eukaryota; Metazoa; Chordata; Mammalia; Chiroptera; Vespertilionidae. The record is from RefSeq and is a predicted model, not a curated record.